Messenger RNA from Alosa alosa (allis shad), 2325 nucleotides. RefSeq names its product cAMP responsive element modulator a (gene crema). The transcript is spliced from 8 exons. Gene Ontology annotation, cellular component: ATF4-CREB1 transcription factor complex; nucleus. Gene Ontology annotation, molecular function: DNA-binding transcription factor activity, RNA polymerase II-specific; RNA polymerase II cis-regulatory region sequence-specific DNA binding; protein binding. Bases 211 to 1134 code for a protein of 307 amino acids. Gene Ontology annotation, biological process: regulation of transcription by RNA polymerase II. Lineage: Eukaryota; Metazoa; Chordata; Actinopteri; Clupeiformes; Clupeidae. The record is from RefSeq and is a predicted model, not a curated record.
UUAGGCGCUUAUAGGGCCUUCCUCGUAGCCCCUUCGCCCCGCCCUGCCUCGCUGUAGUUUUUGCAACCGUCGGGUGCCGUCUGCAUAGUCGACAUUUUUCAGCCGCAUCAUCGCAGCUGACGUGGGGACUACGUGAGCGCCGACUCGGGGCCAUCCACUCCUACCGUAAUCAGUGACGAGGCCCUCUACGUAAACGCUCGCUCCAUCACAAUGGAGGCAGUGGUUUCCGUGCAACAGGACGGCAGUGUAAGUGACUCUUUGACAGACGGUGAGUCCAGUCAGAUCAACAGUGACUCCAGCCCAUCCCCCGCACCAUUGGCACAGUCUGGGGUGACAGUGUUUCAACUCCCUGGUGGUCAGACGGUGCAGGUGCAGGGAGUCAUUCAGGCCCAGCCUGCAUCCGUGAUACAAUCUCCACAGCAGACUGGAGUUGAAGGUGACGGUGACUCUGCAGUAGACUCCCAGAAGAGGCUAGAGAUCCUCUCCCGCCGACCCUCUUACAGAAAGAUCCUUAAUGAGUUGUCGUCAGACUCCCGUUCCGUGCCUAAGAUCGAGGAAGAGAAGGACGAACACGUCGUUGCAUCCUCCAGUGUCGCCACGGUGACUGUUCCCACCUCCAUCUACCAGACCAGCUCAGGACAAUACUUCACGAUCAGCCAGGGGGGGGCCCUGCAGCUGGCCUCUGGGGGGGCGGAGGCCCUGGGGGGGCUACAGACGCUCACGCUGCCCAGUGCCGGGGGUCCUCAGGCCGGGGCCACCAUCCUGCAGUACGCCCCGCAGACCACAGAGACCAGCCAGUUCCUGCUGUCCGGGGGACAGGUGCUCGUCCAGGCUGCUACAGGUGACAUGCCCACCUACCAGAUUCGCUCCCCCGCGUCCGGUCUACCUCAGGCAGUCGUCAUGGCAGCGUCGCCGGGGGCGAUGCACAGCCCGCCGCCUCACGCCGAAGAGGUCACGCGCAAGAGAGAGGUCCGCCUGAUGAAGAAUAGAGAGGCAGCUCGUGAGUGCAGACGUAAGAAGAAGGAGUAUGUAAAGUGUCUGGAGAACCGCGUGGCUGUGCUGGAGAACCAGAACAAGACUCUCAUCGAAGAACUGAAGGCUCUUAAAGACAUAUACUGUCACAAGGCCGAAUAACACACACACACACACACACACACACACACAUACACAUUGCAUUCUCAAACAUCUACUGCCACAAACGCAUACCAUACGCUACACAGAGACACGCACGCAAGCACCACACACCACACAAAUACUGCCUUACAGACAUACACACACACACACACACACACACACACACACACACACACUUGCACAUCUACUGCCAUGACACAGAUUAACAUUUAUUAAUACACACUUACUCACACACAAACACACAGUUUUUAAAGACAGCUGAAAAGCACACACAUGCGCACGCACGCGCACACACACACGCACACACACACACUCACACACAGAGAAGGUGACGUGUGACGUUUACAGAUGGCUUUCCUAUGAACUACCUACCAGCGCUUUCUCCUUAUUGUUUCUGUCACACACACACACACACACACACACACACCUCUUCUCACCUCACUGCUUCUCUCUGCUGUGGUUGCUCUGGCAACCAUGAUGCAUUUAGAGUGCUUUAUCUAAGUGUGCUCAGCCCCCUUCCCCAAACAGACACACACACACACACACACACACAUGGAAGCCCACAGUGUUCUUUUGAUUGUGUGUUGAAUUUAUUGCCAUUUUAUGGAAAUCAGAAACAUGCACUCUUUCUGUCACACACACACACACUCACAUUUUCUCUCUCUCGUGCACGCACACAUUUUCUCUCUCUCUCUCUUGCUCACACACACACACACACAUACAUUUUCUCUCUCUCUCGCUCACACACACACACCUGGUCAGAUAUCUGAUCCUACCCUCAGUGAACAGAAAAAUCUCAGGACUUUUGGUCUACACACACACACACACACACACACACACACACACACACACACACACAGAGAGAAACCAGCUGUACUACUAUGACUAGGGGUAUGUGCUCCUGUGUACUACUGAUAAGCCUAUACCCGCAUGUAGUGUGUGUGUGUGUGUGUGUGUGUGGGUGGGUGUGCAUGUGUGUGUGUGGGUGUGUGUCGGGGGGUAUAGGGGGCAUACAGUGGUAUAUUUGUUUAAAAGGUGACACAGUCCCCUUUUGACUUGGUCCUAGCUGUUAGCGAUUUAGCUUUUGUUCAGAAUUGCAUUUCUAACCUGCCAUUCCCCUGUUAUGCUGUGUAAAAAAAGAAAAAAUCCUGUACAAUGUCUAUUUUUAAUAAAAAUACCUUUUUGCUGAAA